Molecule: messenger RNA, 1236 nt
Organism: Diversispora eburnea
Lineage: Eukaryota; Fungi; Glomeromycota; Glomeromycetes; Diversisporales; Diversisporaceae
Source: the annotation of a GenBank genome assembly
AUGAGUCUAAACGCGUAUAAAUCAAUUAAUUCUGACACAAUACAAAAUGGAAUACUUGUCAACGAUAAUAAUAAUUCAAUUAUUGAAGAAAAAUCAUUUGAAGAAGAGAAACCUGUUAAUAUUUCAGUUAUUUCUGACAAUCUAGUUGAAAAUAACAACAAAAUAACCAAGCCGCCUAUUCCUCCUUCAACCUCACUAGAACCAAUGAAAUCUUUUAUCUUAUUGAAUACUCAUGAAAGAGUUACACCUUUAGAUAAAAAUUCUCUCACUUGCCCUCAAUGUGUUGCACCUCAUUCAGUCUAUUACGUUAAGGAAGUAGAUGGUGAAUCAAAAGAAAUUUUUAUUUGUUUAUCACAUGACAAUUAUGGUUGUGGAUGGAAAGGGUACGAUAAACCCAAUGAAGAUAAAAUUCAUGCUCAUAUCGCUGCUACAAUUGCCUCCUCUUCGACUAAGGUCGUAGAACUUGGCUUCGCCGAGCCACCAGAAAUACCACUUACUCCUGAUCUUUUUCCAAGUAAAAUUGGUGGAUUACCUGCAUGGUUAAAUCCUGAACAUAUUUUAUCUGCUGAACAAGUCAGUUGUGAUGUUUGUAAGAAGCCUAUGGUUCUUUUGAUUCAGCUUUAUACUCCAGAAGAUCAUCCGCCUGAAGCUUUUCAUCGUACUGUAUACGUCUUUUGUUGCAAAAAAGGUUCAUGUCAUAAAAUUUCCUGGCAGAAAAGCUUAAAAGUAUUUCGAAGUCAAUUACCAAAAGAUAAUCCGUAUUGGCCAUCACCUAGUGAUAAAACAACAGAUAAUAAUGACAAAAAACCUAAAAAUAAUGAAUUGUCGAAUAAAUUUGUCACUGAAAAAGAUAAGUAUUCAAAGGCUCUUGUUCCAGUAGGUGAUGAGAUAUAUGAAAAUACUAAAGUUGGAGUAGACAAAGCAUUUUUAAAAUUUCAAAAAAAACUUGAAAGGGAUCCUGAUCAAGUAUUAAGAUAUGCUAGAUUGGAUUAUCAAAAUGAAAACAAUCCUCCUCCAUUAUGGGUUAGUGAUACUGGUAAAUCAAUGCCUGAAGACAUAAGUCAUUGUUUAUAUUGUAAUCAAGAGAAAACUUUUGAAUUCCAGGAAUCACUUGAUUGGGGUACAAUACUUGUAUAUAGUUGUAAAGAUAAUUGUCAUGUGAAGGAUAUGUAUUACAUUGAAGAAUUUAUAUGGAGACAAGAUUUUAGUGACGAAGGUGUAAAUUGGAAAAGAUGA